This is a messenger RNA of Saxophila tyrrhenica, 435 nucleotides long. RefSeq lists its product as uncharacterized. The transcript has 2 exons. NCBI's taxonomy places the organism in Eukaryota, Fungi, Ascomycota, Dothideomycetes, Mycosphaerellales, Extremaceae. The coding region runs from base 1 to 435 and encodes 144 amino acids. The record is from RefSeq and is a predicted model, not a curated record.
AUGUCUGGCGCCAGAGAUAUCACUGUCUUUAAGCAACAAUACAACGUGGCUGUCGGGUAUUUCAACGAAGGCAACUACGAGAAAUGCAUUGCGAAGGCGAGGCUCACUCUUACCGACGACACUCUGUCUCGCUAUUCUCGCGUGAGGAACCUUCUCUUGAUAGUUUCUGCAGAGGACAACUGGUAUCCAACGGAAAGAUGCCAUAGGAGGGCCGAGAGGGUGUGGCACGCGGCGAACAUGCUCACGAAACCGGAUAGCGGCAAAGGACAAGCUGUACUUCGCAAGCUGCGAACGAAGCUGGACGAGUUGCGGGCACAUCUCGACGAGACGGCGCCGAGCGAAGUGGAUGAGGGUCGCAUCAUUGACGACAACUCUGACGGCGAGAAAUCCGACUCCGAGAGCGAGGAAUCUGGCUGUGAGAGCGAGACGUCUUAA